This is a messenger RNA of Cryptotermes secundus, 1336 nucleotides long. RefSeq lists its product as uncharacterized. Gene Ontology annotation, cellular component: nucleus. Gene Ontology annotation, biological process: nuclear protein quality control by the ubiquitin-proteasome system; proteasome localization. Bases 83 to 1123 code for a protein of 346 amino acids. The record is from RefSeq and is a predicted model, not a curated record. The transcript is spliced from 7 exons. NCBI's taxonomy places the organism in Eukaryota, Metazoa, Arthropoda, Insecta, Blattodea, Kalotermitidae.
UCUCGCGUGGGUAAACAGAAUUUGGGACGUUGUUAGUUACGGUGCUUGUGUGUGUUCAGUGAAUUUUUUGUUUUGCAACAAGAUGAACACUCCUCCUCCAGAGCAGCAGAACCGUCGCAGCACCAGAAGUGCCCUUGCAGAGAUACCCACACGUCUUGGUAUGCUGAGUGUGUCUGAGAAUGGUCACCUGCCCUCCAUCACAGCCAUAGUGCCAAAUUCCAACACUGGAGGGCUAUGGAAUGUGUCCUUAAACUUGCCAUCAUCUUAUGUAAGUCCAUCACCCUCACCAGAUGAGAUGGUGAUACAGCAACGUGGGCGCCGCCACGUGCCAGCAACAUGGAGUCCUGAUGUAGAACAGAACAAACAGAAUGGAAUGUCAACCCGUGACCGUACACCUGUCAAGGCUAGUCCUGUGAAGAGCACAAUUGUAUUGCGAAGCACACCUCGCAAACGACUGCUUCUCAGUGACCCUAAGGAGCUCUUCCCCACACCUGAGAAGUGUCGUAAGGUGUCACCCAACUCCAAGAAGUGCCGUACUGAAAAGCCAUCAUCACAUUCCUCCAGUCCCUUGCAGGCAGCACUGAAAGGCUUGUCUCAGGAUCAGCUGAUUGACAUAAUCCAGCAACUUGUGGACAAGCACAUGGACUUGGGAGAAGAAAUCAAGGAGAUUAUGCCUGCACCAGAUAUUCGCCCACUGGAGGAGCAACUCAGUUACCUCAAGAAGAAUAUUUUCAAGUCACUACCAAAUUCAAGGCUCACCUCUAAGACUGACUCACCUGCGUAUAGCAGGGCUGCCACACAUGUGCUGGCAUUCAAGAAAUGUGUGCUGGAGCAGGGUCGCCAGUUGGUGGAGAGCCAACACUGGGGCAGUGUACUGGAGUAUGUGUUCUUAGCGUGGACAUAUGUUCGUGGCACUCCUCUGUGGGACAACCCCCCACAUAAUGCAGCACGACGCCAAUGCUUCAAGAGCCUUGCAGCACAAUGCAUGACUGCACUCAAGAAGGGCACAUGGAGCACUGAGGAGUGUGAUAGACUGCAGGAGAAACUGGAGAGAUGUGCCCCUGACAGUGAAGACAUCCAAGCCUGCAUGAAGCAACUGAGUGUGCUCCGUAAGAAGUUAUGAGUGUAGUUCUGUUUGGCUUUUAAUCUUGCUAUAAGAUUAUUUUUUAUUUACAUGUAAAACUUGACGAUGCAAGCAUGAUGUAUUGUAUCAUUUGUGUAUUUAUAUUGGUGUCAACUAUGUUUUAAUACAAGUUUUAUCAUGCUGACUUUCUUGCAUUUUGUUAGUGUGUGUAAGAGAAUUGUUCAUUAAAUAAAGUCACAUUUUUACUGUGUA